Anopheles stephensi (Asian malaria mosquito) is the source of this 755-nucleotide messenger RNA. RefSeq names its product signal recognition particle 19 kDa protein (gene Srp19). Lineage: Eukaryota; Metazoa; Arthropoda; Insecta; Diptera; Culicidae. Gene Ontology annotation, biological process: SRP-dependent cotranslational protein targeting to membrane, signal sequence recognition; SRP-dependent cotranslational protein targeting to membrane. Gene Ontology annotation, molecular function: 7S RNA binding. The coding region runs from base 165 to 668 and encodes 167 amino acids. The transcript is spliced from 2 exons. Gene Ontology annotation, cellular component: signal recognition particle, endoplasmic reticulum targeting. The record is from RefSeq and is a predicted model, not a curated record.
CGUACGCUGACAAAACUAAACACAUUGACGACGACGUGUCAUUGCGAAGUGUUUUCGAAUGUUGUUUUUCUGGAACGAGAACGUGAGAAACAGGUCUUUUUGGUCGUGCGAAACAAACCGAAAUACGGUGGAACUUGUUAAACGGAACCACUAAACACCGCACAAUGGCAACAAUGCAUGCGCAUCCGGGACACCCCGGAGGUUCGCGGAUGGCUGGCCCACCGCCACUAACGCCAUGGUCCCCGGACAAGAAGCACAGUGACCGGGAGCGAUGGGUGUGCAUCUAUCCAGCGUACAUUAACCGGAAGAAAACCCGCCAAGAAGGACGCCGAAUUCCGAAACAGUGCUGUGUGGAUGAUCCUUCACCGCAGGAAAUACGGGACGUUCUGCAGGCAUUGAACAUGAACGUGCUGGUCGAGCUGAAACAGUAUCCACGAGAGCGAAGCAGGGAACUACAAUGCCGCGGUCGGAUUCGUGUACAGCUGCGCAAUGAUGACGGUACACCGUUAAACUCGGAAUAUGCUUCCAGGGACAGUUUGCUGAUGCAUCUUGGCAAAACCAUACCGAUGCUGAAGAGUAGACAAACUAAAGCUCCCGAACAAUCGCAGGCAGCCGCAUCCACCAGCGCUGGACAUUCGCAAAAGAAGGGCAAAGGCAAGCGUCGGUAAAAGGGCAAACAGGCAAGUGAACUAACAAUGCACCCAAUGCAAGAACAGGGUAAUAAAUGGAAAACACGUCAGCUUGAACUAUAAUCG